Messenger RNA from Cryptomeria japonica (Japanese cedar), 1007 nucleotides. RefSeq names its product RING-H2 finger protein ATL2-like. The record is from RefSeq and is a predicted model, not a curated record. The transcript has a single exon. Gene Ontology annotation, biological process: protein ubiquitination. NCBI's taxonomy places the organism in Eukaryota, Viridiplantae, Streptophyta, Pinopsida, Cupressales, Cupressaceae. Bases 148 to 594 code for a protein of 148 amino acids.
AAUUAGCAAACCAUUAUCCAUGCAGAUCAUGGAGAUACCGCUAAAACGGAUGUACGACAGAUCACUGCAAAACAAAUGGAUCGGAGCAGAUAACAUUAUAAAUCACUUAAAUCCACAGUUAUUCAUCAAUUCUCACAAUCUGCGGACAUGGCUUCUCACAGAGAAAAUGGCGGCGAGUCGAAAAACGAGGAGUUUAUGGAUAAUAUGAUGCUUGGGCUCUGUGUGGGUCUUUUCACUGCGGUUCUGCUCAUGGCGGUGAUCACGAUUCUGGCAAUUCUUUAUAAUCGGCGGCGCCGCCGUUUUCCAAUCCAAUUCUUUAGCAAUAGGGAUGGGGAUCCCAUCCGCCUGCAAGUUUUUCCCCUCGAAAAAUCAGUUGUAGAGAGUUUUCUUGUGUUUGUUUAUCCGUGGGAGAAUUUUAAGGAUGCAGGGCUCGAAUGCGCCGUGUGUUUGCGUGAAUUUGAGGAGAAUGAGAAAGGGCGCGUUUUGCCUGUGUGUAAGCACAGCUUUCAUGUCGACUGUAUCGACGCCUGGUUUCAGUCGUAUUCGACUUGUCCUCUCUGUCGAACAAGACCCACCAUCCCUCAUGAGAAGUAAUUUAAUGGAUUUGUGCAUUUGUGCAUUGGGUGAUUUAAACAGAGGUUCAACAUUUUUGUGUCUGGUCCCUGUAAAUUGAAAGGAUUUUGUAAGGGUGAAUUCACAAUAGAUGUAAGGAUUCAGCCAUGGGAAUAUGGUUAUCAUCAUUUUCUGUCCGGUCCCUGUAAAUUGAAAGGAUUUUGUAAGGGUGAAUUCACAAUAGAUGUAAGGAUUCAGCCAUGGGAAUAUUGUUUUCGGUGAUGAUAUGGAUUUGUUGGUUUGGUUUCUUGAUUGUCCAUAUUGGCUAGCCUCUUGGGGCAUCCAAAGAAGAUUAGGGCUCAAAAAUCGGUGGAUUCAUGGAAACAAUCGGUUUUCUUUGUAACAAUGAGGUGGAUUCAUUGAAACAAUUGAUUUUUUAUCUUUGUAAUAAUGAG